Bombus huntii is the source of this 8129-nucleotide messenger RNA. RefSeq lists its product as uncharacterized. Gene Ontology annotation, biological process: synaptic vesicle endocytosis; neuron cell-cell adhesion; postsynaptic membrane assembly. The transcript is spliced from 13 exons. Bases 2590 to 7086 code for a protein of 1498 amino acids. Lineage: Eukaryota; Metazoa; Arthropoda; Insecta; Hymenoptera; Apidae. Gene Ontology annotation, molecular function: neurexin family protein binding; signaling receptor activity. The record is from RefSeq and is a predicted model, not a curated record. Gene Ontology annotation, cellular component: postsynaptic membrane; synapse; cell surface.
AGUUCCAUCGAGGCAAAAUCGACCACGCGUACACGCAAAAUCUACGUCGCGACGUAUGGCUUGAUGUUUCCGGGUGAUAAUUAGAGGAGAAGAGAUUACAACAAAAAGAAAUCUACUUCCUCUGAAAGUGUAUCGUUAUUUCCAGUGCUUGUUCGAUAUUUUUUUCUAGCUUAGGUAAAUAGUGAUCGUAGUUAUUUAAAUUAAGUGCUUCGUAGGAUAUACAUUUUGUAAUUUUAAGGUCGAAACAUGGGUGAACGCAAUGGCGGUUAUUAAGUUUUUUUACUUCCUUCAUCAAGAAUUUAUCGCCCACCGGUAUAACUUUACGUAAAAAAUUAUUAUAAACGUUUAACGACGCAAUUUACGUGGAUCAACACGAUUCCCCGCCUCGUCCCAUUACUCAAGCAACGCCGAAAGGCUGUGGUUGGGUACAGCGUGGUCCAAGAAUAUCCACAUUGCUCGAGGCACGCAAGGGCAGCCAAAAGUUCAACAUCCUCGACGAAAGCAACGUUUGCUUUCUCUUAAGCACCUUUAAUCAUUCUACAAACAUCAAACGUGAAAUCCCUAGUAUAUUUUCUUAUCAUAAAUUCAUCCUAAAUUCUAAACUCUUAAAAAUCAAUUAAAAAAUCGAAGAAUAAUUCAGAUUCAUCUGCUGACUAUAUUUCUCUAAUGGCACGCUGGUACCACGCUAUUUCGUCAGAGGAAAACUUUCAUGCGGAUUCAAGUUCAAAUAUUAGGAAAACACGUCACGUAGGUCUGAAAGCUAGUGGUUCAAUUAAGAAAUAAAAUAAAGGAAACUAAAAUGACAAAGAAAGAGGAUGAAAAGAAGAAAGAAGGAUCGCGUUACUCAGUCGACAAUCAACCACGAUGCAAAUUACGGGUAUUCAUAAUUUAACGCGCGCGCGCGCGCGCGCUAUCCGCCGCUUUUAAGUGGGCGUUAAAGCUGCCCUCGGUUUUAUUUCACGCCGCGUAAUCCGGUUUGCUGCGUGCACGUGCCGCGUUUUUUCUCGUAAAUUUCACCAAAUGAUUUUCGCACCGUGGAAAUCAUUCGCGCUGUUUCGACAGCUUUGUGAGUCCGAUGAAUGGGGUAAAUUGAAACCUUUCCCAAGCUGCGCUUCCACUCCUUCCCCUGCGUCACUGUUCUUCCUCACUUUCCUGUAAUUAAUUUUUUGCAUUAAUUGUUGCUAAUAGAAGCAACGUUCUGUUUCGAGGAUAAAAAUGUAUAGCUCAGUCCGUACAAUUAGUAGCAACCUCCAAUUGCAUUUAAGACGUCUCUUUCAUAGUUUUAAAUAACUUUUCAUAUACCCGUGGAGUAACUCUGAACCUUUUGCGUGUUACUGAAUGCACGCCGGUGUUGCGAUGAAUCUGUUAAGCGAUACGGUUAUGAAUGAUACGCGUUUACUGAUUAGAGAUCGAAUAAAUAUUUAUACUACCGAUUCGUAGAACGCAAUUGAAUACGUGCCGCGUAAAGAUUUGUGCCUGUGCCAUUUCACAGAGCAAUAUAACUGAGAAAUGUAUAGCGUGUUCAAAAAGGAAUCUUAUACGGAUUGUAGCAGGGUAACACUAAUAUAAUCGCGAAUACAGCUUUAUUUCUGCAUUUCACUAUUCCGCUUAUUAUUUGAAUCCACAAAUGCUACAAUCUCUGUUCGAGGAAGUAUCGUUCCGAAAGGACUUUUAGUUUAAAACGACAGCUCCGUAAGUUAUCCGUAGAAGAAGAUUUUUGAAAGAAACUACAGGGAAUUGCGAGUUCUGGCGUGAACGUGUGCAAAGUUUACCAACAGCAGAAUCGUUCUAUUUGAAGCGAAAAUAGAGCGCUCUCCAACUCUCUCUUUCUCUCUUAUCACGUACGUGCGUUCACCCUCGUUCGACCCAAGAAUAUCCCACUGGAGGACAGCGUAGAGCGAACCUUUUCUUGCCUUAUAAUCGCCGUCAGACAGUGCGACGUAGCCGACGAAACCGACACCGCGUCUGUUUCAUAGCCUGUCAAAUAUAUUUGAAGUUGUAGCGGCCCAAAGGGAAAGUCGUCACGAGCUAUAAAACCGAAGAGUUUUAGUUCUAUUUUACCUCGUCUCUUCAGGAUAUUCAUCGUACGAGUACAAUGGUGUAGAAUCUUAAGCCAAGAAAUCUUUAUAUCGAGUAAAAGUUCUGUACAUGAUACGUGCCUUUCACUGUAUCGCAGGUGUUGUAGUUUAACUUCAACACCAAAAUAUUUUUCUUGAUUAAGUGAACCGUAAUUAAUUCUGUGUUAUUAAAAACAAUUUCGUUGGAAGCGCAGAGUUUAAAUAUUAGUGAAAAUAUGAAAUAACGAUCAAGAGCGGUCAACGUACAUGUACAACGUACAUAUCAAAACGCAACUGAUUUCGCAUCCUUUCGAAAGCAACGUGAAUAUUCGAGUCCUAGAGAAGUCGACAACCAACCGGGAGUCUCCCCUCGCAUCCGGUGCAAGAGCGGAAGUAGCUGAAACGUUGAAAAAUUAUUUUUACUCCGAGAACCAGUUCCGAGCUGCGUGACUCGGUCGAAAGGCAGCCGAGCCCGAAGGUGGACCGGCGAAAAUUCAUUGCUACGGUUUCCGGCUGUCCACCGAUCGAACAAAUGUCGAGAAUGUUGCGACUGGAGCUGUUGGGACUCGUGUUGCUGGCCUGUACUCAGAUCCUCACGGAACAUCGCAGUUUUUACGACACUAUACCGCAAUACGGCUACUCUAGACUUCCUGAUCUUCCGGAACGGACGAGAGAGGUGCACGUUAAGCAGGGCCGCUUACGUGGAAUCGUAGUACAGCCGAGGACCACCUACGAUCUGCAGCCCGUCGAUGUUUUUCGGGGAGUGCCAUAUGCAGAACCACCAGUCGAAUCCUUGAGGUUUUCUCCUCCAAGAUCACCGGAACCAUGGCGUGGUUCAAGACAAUUUCAAGACUUUGCACCUGUGUGCCCUCAAACGCUGCCAAACCUGCGAGACGAGGUGAAACCGGUCAGAUACGAGUACCUAAAGAAGCUACUGCCGCACCUAACAAACCAAAGCGAGGACUGCCUUUACCUUAACAUCUACGCACCCCAUCAACCCGAAGGUCAGAAGACUCUGCGGAAGUAUCCCGUGAUGGUGUUCAUUCACGGAGAGAGCUUUGAAUGGAAUAGCGGCAACCUCUACGACGGUACUAUAUUGGCAUCUUAUGGUAACAUCGUCUUCGUCACUAUCAACUUUCGCCUAGGCAUUCUAGGUUUCUUGAGACCCGGGAUCAGGGACGAUACGACGAGCAAUUUCGGGUUGCUGGAUCAAAUAGCGGCGCUACUUUGGCUGCGAGAGAACAUCGCUGAUUUUGGUGGCGAUCCGAACAGCAUUACGCUCGUCGGCCAUGGUACUGGCGCCAUUUUUGCUAACCUACUCCUUAUCAGCCCGGUGGCUAAUAAGAAAGGUCUCUUCAAACGGGCUAUAUUGAUGUCCGGAUCAGCGUUAAGCGCUGAUGCUAUCGGAAAAGCACCCCUACAAAUCACCAAACAGGUGGCGCACGCCCUCAAUUGUCCCACCACGACCGACAAUGACCUGGCGUUGUGUUUACGUAGCCAAGACGUAAGCACAUUGCUGAACGUGAAAAUCCACAAGCCGAAUUACGUUCCAGCAUUCGCGCCGCUGAUCGACAACGUGGUUAUCCCGGACAAGCCUUUGAAUUUGAUGAAAAAUUCUGAACUAUUUGGCAGGUUUGACCUGAUGUAUGGCGUGACGGAAUCAGAGAAGUUUCACAUUCUGUCACCGAUAGCGUUGUUGCACGGAAUGGUGGAUGUGCAGAGAGAUGAAGUUUUACGAGAAUAUGCCAAGGCGACGCACGAACUGGAAGCGGAACUAAUUCUGUCGAAGAUUCUGGAACAAUACGGCGAUUUCUCGGCCGGCUUUACGAACGACUACACGCUGAAGAAUCGGGAUCUCGUUCUGGAUGCUCUAUCCGACAGCGGUACCGUCGCGCCAUUAAUAAUGACCGCGAAUUUACAUUCGAGGGCAAAUCCAAAGAGCUACAUGUACAUCUUCUCGCAUCCGAAAGCGAUGCAGGAGUACUCCGGCCAACAACGUCAGUGUACCGUGCACGGCGAGGAGCUGCCCUAUGUUCUGGGCGUGCCUCUCGAUGGGAGCAAAUACGACCAGCGUCGCCGAUACAAUAUCGGCGAAACUCUCUUCUCCGAAGCAAUGAUGAACUGGUGGUGCAGCUUCGCUUACGUGGGGAACCCGAACAUUGCGAAGCGAUAUCCUUACUUGACGGAUGGACCGAAGGAAUGGCGCCAAUACGAUAUCGAUUGGCCCGAGUACGAACCUCAAAAUCAGACCUACCUUAAUCUUACGAUUCCACCGAGUACGGGUAGGCACUACCGGUCUGCAGAGAUGCAAUUCUGGAACGAAGACGUACCCUACCUGCUUCGUCCUCCUGGCAAAGGCACACCUUUGCCGAUUCGACCUAAAGGACCAAGACCGCAGAUUCUCGACAUCGCGGAUGGGAUCGGAAAGUAUGCAAAUGCAAGUACGGGAUAUGACAGCUAUGGUUCCAGAUUUAAGGCAGACGAUCGCUACGAACCAUCAACUACUGCAGACACUACAACUUCCCCGCAAUCGGACGAAGAAGCGAUCCCACAGCCAAGCACGCCAAAAAGUUCCUCCACGAUCGCUAUACUGACCGGUUUUGGACUGAUGUUCUUGUUAAUCGGUUUCAUUGCGUUCGUCUACUUGUAUCGCAAGAAACACGAUGCGAAAGCUAAAGGGACUGGAGUGAAAAGACGCGUUAGUCAGAGAGAGGAUUCGAAACGAGCGAAAUCGGACAAGUUCGAGAACCACUAUGGAGAGCUCGGUUACAAGAGCGACAGUAAGCCGGAUCUGAACGACGUGAUAAAGAACGACAAGGCGUACGACAACAACUCGAACUUUGGUAGACGAUCGAAAUUGUCUAGACAGAACUCUGGAUCCACUAUUGAUACUCACGUCAAGGUUAGGGAGUGGAUACAACAAGAGAUCGUGCACAGGUGUUCCCCCAGGUUUCUAAGGAAAACGCGAGAAACCUUGCAAAAGGAGCAUCAGGACAAGCUAACGAAACAACAAGAAGUGGAGAAGAAAAGGUUAGAAGAAGAACUAUCGAAAGAAAGGAAAGAGGAGCCGAUCUACGACAAAGAUCCAGCGCUGGUCGUACGUCCUGGCAAGAAAUCAAAGGUCCCAAAGGUCUCCGUAGCCGUUGAUGCCACACCCGCGACAAGAACCGAAUCGAUCCUGAACCAGGUGCCUAUCGAGCUAGCAAAGGGCGUCGAACCGGACGAUUCGUUCAACAAGAACAUCGACUAUCCUAUAGUCGAUCUCAGCCAGUUACAGACAGCUCCUCAAGUGGUUGUCAUAGAGCAUCAUCACUCGAAGAGCGAUCCGUUACCAAUGGAAAACGUGUUGAAGAGCGUGAAACCGAAUUUCUCCACACCCAGGAUAUACGAGUCCGAUUCUGGCAGCGCUAGCAGUCUUUACGCGAAGAUUAACCCAAAAUUGAAAUCCCGCUUACCUCGUCCCGAGCUGGCAGUGAAUCCUGACGGAUCGACCGUGGAUCAGAGCGAGGAAAUUUACAUGAAGAUGGGACCAAAGUUAACUACAUUCGGCGCCAACAGUCCACCAAGCUGUGAUAUAAACGUAACCUGUAGGGAGCCUACGGUAGAGAGGGAAUGCGUCAGCCCGGAGGAAGCCCUAAGGACGAUCAAGCGCAGAAACUAUCCCAAAGUUCUACCAGACAUCGAGAAAAGACGGUCCCUUCCAGCGCCCAGUAGCUUGUUUGCGUCCAAGCAGCACGUCGGUUCGUUGAAGGAUUAUAGAAGUGGAUCGCAUUCGUCCUCUCAUCAGCCACCUCAGCCUCCCCCAAGGAUAUUUGGUCCUUCUAAGAGCCUCGAGUUUGCAGAGGAGAACGAGAGUCAGCAGGAACCGGAAUCUGUCAUUACUAAUCUCCACGUUGGUCCGUUGCUCAGAAGACAAGACUAUACAACGAAGAACAAUUCCGAUCCGAGUAUCAUCGACUCUUUGGAUGAUAGGAUAGAUAGGACAAGAACGCAAGCCGGCGGAAGCGUCGACACUAUUUAUUCGAAUCCUGUGUGUUCCGUUAACGAAACGAUUCAACCGACCUCCCACAGCGUGGACAAGGACAUAGGGAAUCCGAUUGCUCUGCUGGAGGCCGGGAUCGGCAAUCCCAACUGGUACAAAUCAUCUCCGUCUGGAAACGAUACUUGUAUAGUGACGGCGUUGUCGGAACCAAGAAUCACUGGCAGAGAAAUGAACAAACAGGCUCAAUUUGGAGGCUCGAACUGGGACACCAGGAUCCCCGGAAUAGAACCAAGAAUCGUUAUCACGCCUAGAGUUGGGAAUCUUCUGGGACAGGCGAAUCAGAACUUGAGUCAAAUCGUGGUGAAUCUAGCAGACGCCACAUCCGAUGAAAAAUUGGACCGAGAAAUUAAAUUCGGUACUCCGUUAGACUCGAACACGUCCAGCAGAUCUAAUAUGAGCUCGAUGGAACAAUUGCAGUCAGAUUCGUUAACUUCGUGUUCGUCUCCCGAUUCCAAAUUAUCAAAUAUCGCGAGUCAAGAACGAAAAGAACCACGAAUAAUAAUUACGGCGAGGGAUACCAAGGUUUCGUCCUCGAGCAUGAAGCAACCCAAAAUUAUCAUCAAACCUACGUCCAGUUUGCAGAGGACCAGGGAUCACAGAAAUAUUCCUAAAGUGUCUGCCAUUCCACCUCCGGAACAAAGUUGUCAGAGCAUCGAUAGGGACAAGCUAGCGGAGCAGAGGGAAAAGCCACCUCUAAAAGAGAAACCGAAGAUCACGAGGAUUCCAUCGUUUUCCAGGCGCAAGGAAGAGCCUUCGGGCGAAAUCGAGAGGCCACCCAUCUCCUCGUAUCCUGAGAAAACGGAAAUCGUGCACAGGGUGGAGGCAGUGGCCAGCGGAAAAGUGGUGAACGUGUCCGUAGCUUGCGAUGGGAAGUCGAGCAUUCCGAUGUUACAACGGAAAGAGAGCGAGAAGUGUUCGAGCACAGAGUCGAGCAACGGAGCCUUGAAUACGGGCACGAUCAAAAAGAAGCCGGUGAACAGGAAGUAGGAAGCGUCUAUCGCGUGCUUCAUGUACCAUUGUUAAACUUCAGCUACGUAUUUUCAACUGAGUAGCACUAUGCGUUUGGAAUCGGUAAUCUGAUGGUCCUCUUGAAGCUGUAAUUCUGUGAUGAUAGUUGAAACAGAGAAGGGACGACAAUUAUUUUUGGUCUAUCUUGGAAUUUUGAACGUGGUGGGGAAAGAAGAACGACUUUGGUAAAGCUUGGGGACUAUAAAAUUGAAAGUGAGUGCGAUAAGAUGUCGUUUGAGGUUCGAAUCCCUUGAGUUACGAGCAGGCCAGCCGAUAUGAAAUGCCGAGUGUCGAGUGGAAAGAUAAAGGGAAGCUAAUGAAAUUGUGAUCGAGGUUCUUAAUUAGUUUCCGUAGUGGCACAACGAAUGCCCAGUAUAAUAAUGGAUUUUAGUACAACGAAAUGAUCUGCAAAUUUUUUUCAUACCUUAGAUAUAUGAUUUCUAGUAUUUUAAUGUUUAAAUAAUAUGAUUUCUGUAGUAGAUACAAUCUUUUUGUACUAUUCUCAGUAAUAUUACCAAUUAUCAGAGCAGACUUUAGUUCGCCUGAAUCUUUUGCUACUGGAUGAAAGACAAACCAGCGAAUACAAAUUCUUCAGAUGUGAUACACUUUUCUAAUCGCAGCUGUUUAACGACCUUAUUUUUACAUAGAAUCGUUCAUUGUAUAACCGACAUUCCUAUUUCUCUCAUAGGUUGUUCUUUCAGAAUUCAAACAUUAUUAAAAUUUUCUCUCAAACAUCGCUACUUAAUGUUUAAUUAAAAUUUAGCAAUUACAAUUUAAGAUUAUAUGUACCUUAGUUACGUAUCUGUAUGCUAAAUGCUGCUUACCUUCGAUUAUUUUUUUAAUUCUACCGUUUUCUUUUUAAUGUUGAAAGAUCAUUUUUCUCUUUUUAUCUAGAUUCCCGUUCUUACCUGAUUCUCGUUUAAAUAAUUCCUUCUUUUUUACCACGUUAUCGAACGUCUUGUUCGCUCGGUCUAACAUGUACACGAAGCUGAAAUAAACGAUUUUCAUACUUUUCUAGCGGA